AUUUCGUUUUUAAAGGAAAAUGCUCGUCAUAUGGGUGUAAUUGCUAGUGAUUUUAGUGUACAGAGCCAAGAACCGUUAAAUCAAAAAGUUCAAACGCUCGUUUCUGGUCUUCAAGUUUUGGAUCAAUUAAAAAACCAAUUUGUUGAUGUUCGCGUGCCUAUUCGUUUGUUGGAUAUUUUGGAUGAAGGGAACAAUCCACAAUUGUUUACUAAAGAAGCUUUAGAAGAUACAAGGAAGAGGAAUAAAGAGAGCCGGGGAAAAUUCUUUUUUCCACGUCGUUUUUGCUAUAACUUUUCGAUUUGGGGUGAGGGCCAAAAAUUGACAAUAGGUUUUUUUCAAAAUUGACAAUACGUACAGUUUGGAAUGUUCCCAUUGUCAGCAUGUUUGUGUUGACUUUAAGUUUAUUAAUCAAAAUUUUUUGGGGUAUAUUUAA
Molecule: messenger RNA, 433 nt
Organism: Meloidogyne enterolobii
Lineage: Eukaryota; Metazoa; Nematoda; Chromadorea; Rhabditida; Meloidogynidae
Source: the annotation of a GenBank genome assembly